This is a messenger RNA of Rhododendron vialii, 1980 nucleotides long. Its product is annotated as protein DETOXIFICATION 40-like. Gene Ontology annotation, biological process: xenobiotic detoxification by transmembrane export across the plasma membrane. The transcript has 7 exons. Lineage: Eukaryota; Viridiplantae; Streptophyta; Magnoliopsida; Ericales; Ericaceae. The record is from RefSeq and is a predicted model, not a curated record. Gene Ontology annotation, cellular component: membrane. Gene Ontology annotation, molecular function: xenobiotic transmembrane transporter activity; antiporter activity. Bases 170 to 1729 code for a protein of 519 amino acids.
AAAUAUUAAAUUAUGUUGUGCUAUAUAUAGUCAUUAUUAUACCACGGCAUGAGUCACCCAAAGGUUCUACAACUAAAUUCCCAAGUACUUAUUCCCACCAGUACGCUUCACUAGAUCUCUCACAAUAUCACACUCUCCACCAAAACAGUACUGUAGUACUAGAUCCACUAUGGGAUCACUCCGCGGUCAAGACCUUCAAAAACCUUUGCUCCAAUCAGAAGAAACGCCACCGCCACAGCCACCGACUUUGUUAUCAGAUCAAUCAUCAGAUGAUCACAGAGAGGUGAGUGAUGAGCUUGAGACGGUAUUGUCAAACACAGACUUGCCGUUUUGUCAACGGGUUCGGCCGGCAAUUUGUAUAGAGCUGAAGCUCCUAUGGCAACUAGCUGCCCCUGCCGUGUUCGUUUACAUGGUGAACUACGUCAUGUCCAUGUCUACCCGGAUUUUCUCCGGCCACCUGGGGAACCUUGAGCUCGCUGCCGCCUCCCUCGGUAACAGCGGCAUCCAAUCCUUUGCUUAUGGUCUCAUGUUAGGAAUGGGAAGUGCAGUGGAAACCCUAUGCGGACAAGCAUAUGGAAUUAAGAAGUACCAAAUGUUAGGCAUUUAUCUCCAGAGAUCAACCAUUCUCCUUACUAUAACCGGGUUCCUUAUCGCUUUAAUCUACGUAUUUUCCAAGCCCAUUCUCAUAUUACUUGGCCAAUCAACAGAGAUCGCAUCGAUGGCGGCUAUCUUCGUCUACGGUCUAAUCCCUCAGAUAUUCGCCUACGCCAUGAAUUUUCCGAUACAAAAAUUCCUGCAGGCUCAAAGCAUUGUCAACCCAAGUGCCUACAUUGCAGCAGCAACAUUGGUUAUGCAUUUGGUUCUGAGUUGGGUUGUGGUCUUCAAACUUGGGCUUGGGCUUUUGGGUGCGGCCCUGGUGUUGAGUUUUUCUUGGUGGGUAGUUGUGAUAGCCCAGUUUAUGUAUAUUGUGUUGAGUGAAAAGUGUAAGUACACUUGGGCUGGGUUUAGUGUACAGGCUUUUUCAGGCUUGCCCGGUUUCUUUAAGCUAUCGGUUGCUUCGGCUGUAAUGCUGUGCUUGGAGACUUGGUACUACCAGGUUAUGGUGCUGAUUGCUGGGCUGCUAGAAAAUCCGGAAUUGGCUUUGGAUUCUCUAUCUAUCUGUAUGACAAUUUCGGGAUUCGUGAUCAUGAUCUCGUUCGGAUUCAAUGCUGCAGCAAGUGUGAGAGUAAGCAACGAGCUAGGAGCAGGGCAUCCGAAGUCAGCUGCAUUUUCUGUAGUCGUUGUCAGCAUAGUCUCUUUCAUUACCUCUGUGGUGUUGGCAACUAUUGUAUUAGUGUUUAGGGAUGUUAUAAGCUAUGCUUUCACGGAGGGUGAAGCUGUGGCCAAUGCUGUCUCGGACCUUUGCCCGCUUCUCGCCAUUACCCUCCUCCUCAAUGGUAUUCAACCUGUUUUGUCCGGUGUGGCUGUUGGGUGUGGAUGGCAAGCUUUUGUUGCUUACGUCAACGUCGGAUGCUAUUACAUGGUUGGAGUCCCAUUGGGUGUUUUACUUGGUUUUUACUUCAAAUUGGAGGCUAAGGGCAUAUGGACAGGGAUGAUAGGUGGAACAGUAAUGCAAACUUUCAUUUUAAUAUGGGUCACCUUUCGAACAAAUUGGAUAAAAGAGGUGGAAGAAGCCAUGAAGAGGUUGGAUAAGUGGGACGACAAGAAGGAACCGGUUUUGGUGAAUUAAAAGACACAUUUCUCAUUGAUCAACGCUUUCCUUGGAUUUCACGAUUGGGCAACUAGCUUAAUAAGUUAACAGUUUAAAAGGAAAAAAAGAGAGAAAAUAUACUAUUUCAUUUCGGUGUUGCAUUUUUUCUAGGCUUAUCAAUUGAUUCGUUAGAAAAAAAGUAUGUUAGGUGUGUGAGGUUAUUGUUUGAUGUACAAGAAACCAGAAUAAUUAAGGCAAUGUAAAUUCUCGUUGAGCGUCUUCGGUUGUUA